Pelobates cultripes (western spadefoot toad) is the source of this 1574-nucleotide messenger RNA. The record is from the annotation of a GenBank genome assembly. Lineage: Eukaryota; Metazoa; Chordata; Amphibia; Anura; Pelobatidae.
AUGCAUUGGAUAAUUGGGGUCAAUGAUUUGGCUGAUUCCAGUGGUCUGUUGACAAAUCACCAUGAAAUCAUGCAGUAUUUCAUGACUUUGCGUAAUCACUGAAAAUGUUGAGUGUUUCUACAUUUUUGGGAAUAUUGCCUAAACAAUGUACUUUUUUUUUCAUUGAAAGAGAAAUUGUUUAAAAGUGAGAAGAAAAUCACAAAUUUUAGGUUAAAAUAACUGAAUGAGUAAAUUAAAAUUUGCUAUUCGCUUUUAAACUUUUCAAAAAUCCAAUAAUUCUGGAAUAUUAUUUAAUAUUUGUACCAAAUAUUAUUUAUUUGUUGCAUAAUUAAAAUGCAGCAUUUGGUUGUAAACUGCAAUAAAAUUACAAGUAAAAAGUACGCUAUGUUGUUGAAUUAAUAUAUCUUAUAAAAAUAAUACUUUAGCCCAGAUUGAAGACUGGUUUUAAUUUAACGGGAGAUGCUUUCUGCGCAGGAAGUAACAGGACCAGUAAUCUGAUUGACGGCCGGGGGGUUGUGUUCAAGGUGAUUUAUAAAAGUUCCAAUUCCGAUUGAAUCUGCAUUUUCUGCAUAAUAAAAAAAGGAUGACACACUCUUCACACAUAUAGAACGUCCACAAGCUAAAGUGCUUUAUGUGUUUGGAGUGAUUGUUCAAGAUUAAAAAAAUUUCAAUUAUCUCAACUAAAUUAUCUCAACUUUCUCAACUUAUCUCAACUUUCACUUGGUACUGCCUUUACAUUUUCUUUUCAUCUAGAGGUUUUACAUAAGAUAGCUGAACACCGCACUCUAGAGGUCUUAUAUAAGAUAGCUGAACACCACACUCCAGAGGUCUUAUAUAAGACAGCUGAACACCGCACUCUAGAGGUCUUAUAUAAGACAGCUGAACACCGCACUCUAGAGGUCUUGUAUAAGACAGCUGAACACCACACUCUAGAGGUCUUAUAUAAGACAGCUGAACACCGCACUCUAGAGGUCUUACAUAAGAUAGCUGAACACCGCACUCUAGAGGUCUUACAUAAGAUAGCUGAACACCGCACUCUAGAGGUCUUGUAUAAGACAGCUGAACACCGCACUCUAGAGGUCUUAUAUAAGACAGCUGAACACCACACUCUAGAGGUCUUAUAUAAGAUAGCUGAACACCGCACUCUAGAGGUCUUAUAUAAGAUAGCUGAACACCGCACUCUAGAGGUCUUACAUAAGAUAGCUGAAUACCACACUCUAGAGGUCUUAUAUAAGACAGCUGAACACCGCACUCUAGAGGUCUUAUAUAAGAUAGCUGAACACCGCACUCUAGAGGUCUUACAUAAGAUAGCUGAAUACCACACUCUAGAGGUCUUGUAUAAGAUAGCUGAACACCGCACUCUAGAGGUCUUAUAUAAGAUAGUUGAACACCGCACUCUAGAGGUCUUGUAUAAGAUAGCUGAACACCGCACUCUAGAGGUCUUGUAUAAGAUAGCUGAACACCGCACUCUAGAGGUCUUAUAUAAGAUAGCUGAACAGCACACUCUAGAGGUCUUGUAUAAGAUAGCUGAACAUUGGGCCUCCAAUCAUUGUUUUCCUUUCUUGACAAAAUAA